Molecule: messenger RNA, 2553 nt
Organism: Fusarium poae
Lineage: Eukaryota; Fungi; Ascomycota; Sordariomycetes; Hypocreales; Nectriaceae
Exons: 6
Coding region: 1-2553 (850 amino acids)
Biological process (GO): peptidyl-serine phosphorylation; peptidyl-threonine phosphorylation
Molecular function (GO): protein serine/threonine kinase activity; ATP binding
Source: RefSeq, a predicted model, not a curated record
AUGGAUAAGAAAGAUUGGGUAGUAUUUGAGAUACGUGAUAACUAUCCACACAUUCGUAAAUUGCGCGAGCUUCUAGAUCAAAUCUACGGAGGCUACUUCGAGUUGUCGAUGAUAAACGGUACGCUCGUGAUUAGGGCUCCCCGAAGGCCAUCUCAGGAUGAAUUAUAUGAACUCUCCAGAACAGGGAGAUACCGUCACUAUUACGAAGAAAAUGAGUCUAUCAGAGUCUUUACCGACGGGUCCACUAGUGGUAAAGGAGGACAUACAGCAGGUUCCGGAAAACGACCAUUAAAAUCCGGUUCGUCCUCGAGCCAACCGCUAUCAGUAACCGCAGCUGAAGAUCGCAACGCUCCUGAUAUCAGCCAAAUUCCAUUAUUUGACUCAGAAACACAAAUUGUCCCCCCAAUAGAAUCGAAGUUGCAUGCGGUUUUGAGCCCUACCCAUGUUGUUAUUCAGAACACCGCAUCUAAUGACGGACAAAAUCUACGAGGCUUGUAUGCAAUUCCGAUAGAAAGCGGCGAGACGUCCAACGUAUUUGGCGUGGAGACUCGUCUGUCGCUAAAUGGGCCUCUUGCGAAAUCAAAAGAUGUUGUCAGAAAGUGUGCGGUCAAACGACUUCAUGAAUCCACAAGUGCUGAGCAAUUCUGGACUGAAUACGAAUCCUUGAAGCGCCUCACAACAUUGGAUCAUCCUCACUUGAUUGAAACCCUUUCUGUCUUCCGAUCGGAGACCAACGGGAUUCAGUACUUUAAUUUUGUGUUUCCACUUGCGCUUUCUAACCUGAAGCGCCUCUUUCGAGACUUCUUUGUCCCCCUGCCUCUCAGAAGUCGAAAUAUUCAGUCUCUGUGGGGGCAGUUCCCUGGACUUUCAAGCGCUGUUGCUCAUCUCCAUGAUUCUGCCCAUAUGGCCCAUCGCGAUAUCAAACCAUCCAAUAUUUUGAUAUACGAAGAUCCAUCGAGAAAAGAUCUAAUCUUGAAACUUACUGACUUUGGCCUAUCAGUUGACCUAUCUAGAGCCAGGACCUGGGAGCAAGGUAGUCGAGCACGUCAGUCAGCUUGGCUCUAUGACUCUCCUGAAGUUCGAAAAGCAUCUCCUAUGACUGAAAUGGCUCAGUCCAAUGAAAAGAUCAGUAUUCCUUCUGCUUCAGAUCUAAUGUCGAAUGAUAUCUGGAAAUUGGGGUGUGUGUUUACUGAAAUGCUCGCCUACCUAGUCUGUGGAGGUUCCACGGGUGUAAAUGAAUUCCGUGACCACAUAACCACAACAGAAGACAAAAUAUCUUCCGACGUAUUUAACGAUACACGCUUCGAUGACGGUGAGCAGAUCAAGCCUCAGGUCCUUGAGUUUCUGGAAAGAAUGGCCUGUAAGGAUACUCGAGCCAGGAUGCUACAGGCUACAAUCAGCGAGAUGCUAUCCAAGUCGGCCUUGAGACCUACAAUAAAGAGCGUUUGUGACAAUUUGGCACAAAAUAACUUUCCGAAUAUUGGCUACAAUGAUGGCGUCAGGGUGGUUCGGUUUGUCCCAGCAGACCGUUUACCAUACUCCCGUUCCGACAAGUGGAAACUCAAUAUUGAGAGAUGGACUGGCCGGCCAAUCGAUUGGGCACCAUUGGGUCGGCCACAGCCUAAGCUUGAUGCCGGUGGCUUUUUGGCAACCUGGAAUUGGAACGGAGUCGAACUUUUCUUGGGUCUCUCUCAGGAUCAGCAUGAUCGUUACAGAGCGACAUGCUUCCCUGUCACCACAAACAACGUUCCACUUCUUCCUUUGGCGCAUCAAGGUCAGAAGUCACAAAAGACUGCCAGUCCGCUCGGGAACACGAAUCAAUUAGGCAAUAUCGUUCAACCAUCUCAGUCCUCUCUCGGCACCAAUGCCACCGUGACCAAUGCUUCUCCGGGGCGACAGCCUUCUGUCGACACAAAGGACAUCUACUGGUGUAUUGAAAGGAACUUCACAGAACCUACUGAGAUAUAUCUCUCCCCCAUACAAAACGCCGAGAACUUACUCGAUGAUGAAGCAUUGUUCGGCCAGGUAAAUACGGCAAUCGGUAGUACAGCAGGUUGGAUCCGUCGCCUAUUUUCAUGGAAGCGAUGUACCGCGAUUGACUUUGUUCAGUUCCUUGUUAUAUGGGAAAAUAAAGACCAAGUUAAUCCUAUACAGAAAGAACUUCCUCCUCCUACUACUCCAUUCUACAAUCAUUCUGUUCCUUCGCCACACGACUUUCACAUGAGGGCAAUUGGAUUACAGAUGGUUUUCGGGCUUCGAGAUCCGAAGAAGGGAAGAGGAGAAAGAACCAUCAUUGGCAUGCUCCCCAAAAAGACGAACCCUCCCCCAUUCUCUAGGAGGAUAUCAGAGCCCGGUUGGGGCUUACAUGCCAAGAUGGGGUUUUCGCAGCGGAGAUUUAUUGUAUGGUUGUUGUUGUGCGUUGUUUUAUGUGCAGCUUUUGUGGUUUUAUGGUUGGUUUUCAUUAGCAAGACAGACCUACAGAAUGCCUUUGUUCCAAGCGCGCUAGGCGCCGCUCUGCUGGUAAUUCCUCUGGGCCUUCUUCAGGUAGCAUAG